ACCCUAUUGAGUUUUUGUUUCUUCUUUCCCGUUUCUAAUUUCUUGCUUCGGUUUUAGGACAAACAAAAACAAUCCGAUUCCCAUUGUUCCGUUUUACUUCUCCUCCUCCGUUUCUUACAUCCCAAUCCCUUCUUCUUCUUCUUCUUCCCACCAAUUCACAUCUUCCCAUCGCAAACUCAAAUCGGGCUUCCUUUUGAAUUCCUCUCUCUCUCUCUCUCUCUCUCUUACCCAACGCACCGCCCUUCCAUAGCGAUGACCUAAUAAUUCUCUGUCUUCCUCUCUCUUCCAUCCUUUUUCUGGUACAAUUUUGAACCAAACCCAGAAAUUCAAAUCCUCCCUUUUCUGCUGCUGGGUUCGGGAGAACCCGUUUUUCCCUUCUCGCGUUUGGAAAUCAUACAAGCAUGAAGAGGGGGAAAUCGGACACCCGAUUGGACAAGUACACCGCCGUCACGCGGCAGCGGUCGUUUCACGUUCUCAUUGCCUUGGGGGUCCUCUAUUUCUUCCUCGUCACAGUGGAAAUCCCAAUCCUGUUCAACUCCGGGGCCAGCUCCUCCGUCUCCCCCGACGCACUCACUCGCCCUUCUAAGCUCCAGAGCGAGGAGGAUUUGCUGGACAAGGACGCCCCUUCCCGCCCUCGCGCCUUGGUGUCCCACACCGCCCAACCGGGCCCGACCCAGCUCCUCCCCGCACUCCCCAACAACAUCCUCUCCAGCUUGAAGUUCGAUCCGGAGACUUUUGAUCCGGCCAAAAAGGACAGGUCGGUGGAGCUCCACAGGAGUGCCAAGACUGCUUGGGAAGUUGGCAGGAAGAUGUGGGGCGAGAUUGAGAGGGAUGAGUUCGACUUCCUGGAGCUCAAGAAGCCCGAGAACCGUACCGAGUCCUGCCCCAACUCGGUUGCGCUGACUGCGGCCGAGUUUCUGAAACGCGGCCGGGUCGUGGAGCUUCCUUGUGGACUCACCAUUGGUUCUCACAUCACGGUGGUCGGGAAGCCCAGGGCAGCUCAUGCGGAGGCUGAGCCCAAGAUAUCUCUCAUUAAAGACGGUAGGUCGUCGGUUAUGGUGUCCCAAUUUAUGAUGGAGUUGCAGGGUUUGAAGAUCGUGGAUGGUGAGGAUCCGCCCAGGAUUCUUCACUUCAAUCCGAGGUUGAAGGGGGAUUGGAGUGGCAAGCCUGUGAUCGAGCAGAAUACUUGUUACAGGAUGCAGUGGGGGACGGGUGUACGAUGCGAAGGCUGGAAAUCCAAGGCUGAUGAGGAGACAGUUGAUGGUCAGGUGAAGUGUGAGAAGUGGAUCCGUGACGAUGACAGUCACUUGGAGGAAUCAAAGGCAGCUUGGUGGUUAAACCGGUUGAUUGGUCGAACAAAAAAAGUGACAUUUGAUUGGCCAUUCCCAUUUGUGGAGGAGAAGAUGUUUGUUUUGACUCUAACUGCUGGUUUGGAAGGUUAUCACCUCAAUGUUGAUGGGAGGCACGUGACCUCGUUCCCUUAUCGCACUGGAUUCACUCUUGAGGAUGCCACAGGACUAACUGUGUAUGGGGAUGUCGAUGUCCAUUCCAUAUUUGCCGCAUCAUUGCCUGCAGCACACCCUAGCUUUGCUCCUCAGAGGCAUCUUGAGAAGUCUAUUGUAUGGAGAGCACCGGCACUGCCUGAAGGGCCGGUUGAACUCUUCAUUGGCAUUCUUUCAGCAGGUAACCAUUUUGCUGAAAGGAUGGCUGUUAGGAAGUCUUGGAUGCGCCACAGACUCAUUAGAACUUCACAUGUGGUUGCUCGGUUCUUUGUAUCACUUCACGCACGAAAAGAAGUGAACUUGGAACUGAAGAAAGAAGCAGAAUUUUUUGGAGAUAUAGUGAUAGUGCCUUACAUGGAUAACUAUGACCUUGUAGUUCUAAAAACCGUUGCCAUCUGUGAAUAUGGGGUCCGCACCGUUGGGGCAAAGUAUAUAAUGAAGGGAGAUGAUGACACUUUCAUAAGGGUAGAGACAGUGCUUGAUGAAGCUAAAAAGGUUCCCGAGGGUCGAAGCUUGUAUAUUGGCAACAUAAAUUAUUUCCACAAGCCCCUCCGACAUGGGAAGUGGGCUGUCACUUACCUGGAGUGGCCAGAGGAAGAUUAUCCACCGUAUGCGAAUGGGCCUGGUUACAUCUUGUCUGCGGACAUAGCCAAAUUCAUUGUCGCCGAGUUUGAGAAACAUGAACUAAGACUGUUCAAGAUGGAAGAUGUGAGCGUGGGAAUGUGGGUUCAGAAGUUUAACAGAACGAAAACAGUGGAAUUAGUGCACAGCUUGAAGUUCUGCCAGUUUGGAUGCUUCGACGGCUAUUACACAUCGCACUACCAGUCUCCACGGCAGAUGAUCUGCCUUUGGGAAAAGCUGGAGAAAUUUGGUUUGCCUCAAUGCUGCAACAUGAGAUGACAACUACUAAUCAGUUUAAUGUAUACUGCGCCCUGUAUUUCAUUGCGAGGUACGAACCACCCCCAAUAUGACCUCAUCGUUCCUCCCAUCAUCGGCAUCACAAUGACAGAGAAAUGCCGAGACAGUGUAGUAAUGUGAAGAGUAGACAUUUCAGAGAUCCGCAGGACAAAUGUGGGAGGUGGGGAAAAGAGGUAGAAGAAGCGAAAAUGAGAGUUCUUUUUAAACUGCUUAAUUGUAGGAAAAAAUUCUUGUAUAUAUGCUUGCGAGGUCAAGGAAAACAAGAAAAUUUUAUAAGAGAACUCUGUUUUUCAGCUUCAAGAAAAAUCGUUCUUUUUAAAUUUGAACGUUCUGGUCUCAGGAUUCAAUUCACGUUACAGGAACUAAUCUUAGUGAAGCAAAUAAUU
This is a messenger RNA of Linum tenue, 2806 nucleotides long. The record is from the annotation of a GenBank genome assembly. Lineage: Eukaryota; Viridiplantae; Streptophyta; Magnoliopsida; Malpighiales; Linaceae.